CGCUGCGCAGCGGAGGUGAGCUCUCACAUUACUGAGCGCACAAGAGGAGAAACCACAUAACAACCGCUUUUCUCACAUAUUUUUUAAGCAGUUUUCAGAGUUUUCUCCGUAUCCGUGUGUUAUUAUUAUUAUUAUUAUUAUUAUUAUUAUUUUAUUCAGUCCAAACAGGGACUGUAAAGGUGUCGCGCACGGAGCAGCUGGACGACGAAGGAUUCCUCUCUUCUUCUUUUUUGUUUAUUUUUUUUUUUUUAAAUCUCUUGUGGACUGGUGUUAAUUAGACAUGCCUGUCUGUCCGUGGCAGACAUGAGGCAGUAGUCUUAUGCCCGGCAUCCCGCGGCCGCCGCUGCGCCUCCCGGCUGGGUCUCUAUGGAGAGGGGGAGCUCUCCGCUCCUACGCAGCAGCAGCAGCAGCAGCAGCUCCUGGACUCACCCGCGGCCGAGGCCACUCCGCCACUGUUGACGACUUCACCGACCCGGGCUGCGGAGGACGGCGCACCUAACCCCAUUUGAAUGCCUUUGCAAGGAGUUUGCUGGUUUCUGUGCUGCAGACAGGGCUUCAGCUUGCUGGGACGCGACUAUGGGGAGAAAGAGGAGGAAGAGUCGUUUGAAUUGCGCAACAAGGAGGACUUGACUCCCAAUGGACGGACUCCAGCUGAGGUGACUGUUUCUCAGCCAACGCGCACAGCCAACGGGACGAAUGGGCACACUGUUUCUGAGGCGCCUGACGAGAUGAGGAGCCUGAUCAUCGAGAAGAGCAAGAUGGGCCUGGAGGAGGACCCCGAGGUGCUGGUGAAAGGCUGGCUGUUACUGGAGGUGCGGGGCAAGUGGAUCAAGCAGCGGCGGUACUGGUUUGUGCUGAGCCAGGACUCGCUGGACUACUACAUGGGGUCGGAGAAAGGCGCCCGCAGACUGGGCACGCUGGUCCUCACCAACCUCUGCUCCGUCAUCUGGCCGGACAAGCAGACGUACAAGGAGACAGGUUACUGGAGCAUUACAGUUUAUGGGAGAGCGCACUGCUACAGGCUGUUCACCAAGCACUUCAAUGAGGCCGUGCACUGGGCCUGCGCCGUCCAGAAAAUCAUUGAUACCAAAUCGCCCGUGGAAACGCCGACGCAGCUCCUGAUCCGAGACAUCGAGGAGAACAAGUUCAACCCCGAGGUGGUGGAACACAUCUACCAGCACAACCCCAUCCUGAAGUACACCCAGGGGCCGCUGUACGCGCCGCUGCUGCCCUUCCCCUACGGCAGCCUGGAGCACACAUACCACAGUGGGAAAGGCUACGGCUCGGUGCGUGAGGAGGCCGUCAAGCUCUUCAACUGCCUGCAGCAGCUGGAGUCGGCGCGGGAGCCGGUUCCCAUCAUCCAGGGCGUGCUGCAGACCUGCCUGGACCUGCGGCCGCUCCGCGACGAGGUCUACUGCCAGCUGGUGAAGCAGACCAGCUACACGCCCUCGCCGUACACCGCCGCGCAUCUCCGUUACUGGCAGCUGCUCACCUGCAUGAGCUGCACCUUCCUGCCCGGGCCCACCGUGCUCAAGUACCUACGGUUCCACCUCAAGAGGAUCCAGAGCCAGAGCCCCGAGUCGGAGAUGGACAACUACGCGUCAUUCAUCAGCGAGGCCCUGGAGAAGACCAAGUUUCGGGAGAGCGUGCCAUCCUGGGAGGAGAUCCAGAUGCUGAUGAGCCGACAGGAGAUGCUGUGCACGGUGCACUACCCCGGCCCCGGGUCCUGCCAGCUCUACAUCAGCUCCCACACCACUGCCAAUGAGCUGGUUCGGAGGAUGCAGGAGAAGCUGGGCCUGCAGGACAGCAAGAACACAUUUGCACUGUACAAGCAGAACGCACUGUGGGAGCAGCCGGUCGCGGGCGGCGCGCUGAUCGCAGACAUCCUGACCAGCCUCACCGCCAAAGAGCCAGAGUCCAAAGCCCAGUGGAAGCUGUGCUUCAAGCUCUACUGCCUGCUGGACGCUGACAGCAUAUCAGUGGACAGCAUCGAGUAUUUCUUCCUCUUCGAGCAGUGCCAUGAGAUGGUGGUGCGCGGCCAGCUGCCGGCCUGCGAGGAGGACCUGCAGGCGCUGGCCGCCCUGAGGCUGCAGUGCCUGGUGGGGGACUUCAGCACGCACGCCCCCUGCCCGCCGCUGGACGAGCUGUUCCCGGGCGACACGCUGGAGGCCCGGGUCCUCAUGUCGCUGGCGGCGGCGCCGGGCUGCCCCGCCGCCCAGCGCUUCCACACGGGCCUCCUGGCGGGGACGCUGUGGAGCCACGCGGCGGCGGCGGCGGCGCACAAGCAGAGGGUGGAGCAGGACCUGCGCCUGCGGAGCCGGCUGAAGGAGGAGGCGGCCGCCGUCAUGGGAGCCAUCCUGGAGCGCUGGAAAGGGCUGGCCGGCUACAGCCGCAGGGACAGCAUCGCCGCCUACCUCACCAUCGCACGCCAGUGGUCGGGCUUCGGAUGCACUCUUUACGAAGUGGACUUUUAUAUCAGCUCGACGGGGAGCUUCUCCCAGAAGCUGUGGCUGGGCGUCGCCGCUACAUCCGUGUCUCUGUACAAGCAAGGCGAGUCGGAGGCGCUGGAGUCCUUCCCUUACGGGCAGAUCUGCUCCUACGGCGUCUCCGACAGCAACACCUUCAAGAUCACAGCUGGAGAUCGGGAUCUGCUCUUCGAAACCACCAAGCUGACUGAGAUCAUGCAGCUGAUGAAUGCGUACUUCAGUGCCAUCCAUCGCCAGCGAGGCAAAGGGGAGGACUCGGACCUCGCCAUCACCGACGGGACGGAGGUGGGCUUCCGCCGCCUGGGCUCGGCGCCGCCCCCGGCCCUCCUGGAGCUGCCCUCGCACCCGGUCUGAAGAGGA
Molecule: messenger RNA, 2846 nt
Organism: Salarias fasciatus (jewelled blenny)
Lineage: Eukaryota; Metazoa; Chordata; Actinopteri; Blenniiformes; Blenniidae
Gene: plekhh3
Product: pleckstrin homology, MyTH4 and FERM domain containing H3
Exons: 13
Coding region: 510-2840 (776 amino acids)
Cellular component (GO): cytoskeleton
Source: RefSeq, a predicted model, not a curated record